Messenger RNA from Oncorhynchus kisutch (coho salmon), 1260 nucleotides. RefSeq names its product protein APCDD1-like. The record is from RefSeq and is a predicted model, not a curated record. Gene Ontology annotation, biological process: negative regulation of Wnt signaling pathway. The coding region runs from base 454 to 1260 and encodes 268 amino acids. Gene Ontology annotation, cellular component: plasma membrane. Gene Ontology annotation, molecular function: Wnt-protein binding. Lineage: Eukaryota; Metazoa; Chordata; Actinopteri; Salmoniformes; Salmonidae. The transcript is spliced from 5 exons.
ACUCUGACAGAAUACAGGUGGGAUUCUUGUGCAGUACAGGAAAGAGCAUGCUCAUCAAUACGCUAUUUUAUUCAUUCGCGGAAUGUUCUAUGUCGUUUUGGAGAGACACAGAAAGGCAAUUUCUGAAGCCGACAUUUCUUCUGUUGGAAUAGAAGACAAGACGCACUUCAACUUCGGAUUGUCUCGAGAGGAAACGUCGUUCGCUGCUUUGAAGCAUACUAAGUAAUUCAAUUAUUCUUUGCGGUGACGAAAAUUGAGUUUGAAUACAUUUAAAUCGAUAUCUUCCACACACACACACACCGCUAUUUCGUCUGAUGUUUGGACGGCUAUCACUGAGCCGAAACUAUGGUGAUAGAAAUCCGUCACGGAUUUGACUAAAGACGCGCCGCAGAUAAAGGAAUAACAAAUCUUCAGAGAAACAAAAAACCUCAUCGCUGUCUGAAGUCUGACGGAAUGGAGCCUUCCAUAGUAUUACUACUUAUGACACUUUUCGGUUUGGGUGAGGGGUCGUCCCACAACUACUCAGAGGGCCGCUCCAACCGCCUGCUGUCCCUGGAGAAGAUGUUUGGUCGUCCUGCGAAACACUCCCAGUGUCAUCACAAGUUGAAGCAUCUCCACCACGGGGCCCGGAUCACCGUCCAGAUGCCCCCCAACAUAGAGGGUCACUGGGUCUCUACCAGCUGUGAGGUACGUCCUGGCCCAGAGUUCCUGACGCGGUCGUACCAGUUCUUCCCCAACAACACAUUCCAGGCCAAUCAGUUCUACUACAGGGACAACCACUGCACCACCCCCACCUACACCCUGGUGGUCCGGGGACGGCUGAGGCUCAGACAGGCCUCCUGGAUCAUCAGAGGAGGAACAGAGGCUGACUACCAGCUUCACCACACACAGGUGGUGUGUCACAGCGCGGCCGUGGCCAGGGACCUGAGCCAGAGGUUAAACCAGAGCUGUCCGGGCACCGUGAGGAUCAAAGCACCCUGGGAACCCAACGUCAGCUAUGAGCUGUGGAACGAGGAGGGCUGUGACUGUUCCAGAGAGAUCAACUUCUCCAUACACGAGCUACAGCUGCUGCGUGUGGAGAAACAGUACCCUCAUCAUAACUUGGACCACAUGGUUGAAGAGCUGUUCCUGGGAGACAUCCACACUGAGGUAGCCCAGAGGAUGUACUAUAGACCCUCUAGUUACCAGGCCGCGCUACAGAGUGCCAAGGUCAGUGUGCUGCUCUGUAUGCUAGUGGGGCUGAAGGUUGUACAGAUUUAA